Messenger RNA from Capronia coronata CBS 617.96, 2022 nucleotides. RefSeq lists its product as uncharacterized. Lineage: Eukaryota; Fungi; Ascomycota; Eurotiomycetes; Chaetothyriales; Herpotrichiellaceae. The record is from RefSeq and is a predicted model, not a curated record. The transcript has a single exon. Bases 1 to 2022 code for a protein of 673 amino acids.
AUGAGUUCCGAGAAGCCAGGACCAACCACAUCGACGGGCAAGGAGGCCUCUGCCCUCGAACUGGAUCCUCAAAGUCAACCAGAUUUCCGACGGAAGAGGCGAUACACGAUCGGCAAGUCUCGUCAGUCCGCAGAUGACUCUCCAAUAGUCGACUACGGGCAGUGUAUCAAGCCUGCAGCCGAGUUCAGCGCGCCGGGACCCAGUGUCACCAUUACUCGGUCGUCAUCUCGGCAUCGUCGGAAGUCUGUUACCACUGGAUCAAUUAUAGACACCCAGACAGAAGUUGAGUGCCCUGAUACCGGAAAGGCAAACAUUUCUGUCACGAGCUUGGGGGAAGCCACCACAAGCACAGCCUCCUCACCCCCGGCGAAUACUAGAAGAGGUUCCCGGUCGCGACGGUCAACACGUCGCUAUCCUCCAAGCAGUUGGAAGAACAAUAUGGGAACGGACACUGUUCUCACUCCUCUUCGAGGGGAUGGACCCUUGGGGCCCUUGGAUGGACAACAUUCAGCUACGAGGUCAGCUGAUGUACCAGGACAUGAUGCGCGGCCUGCGGAGAGAUCUGCCCUGGGGACCAAUGCAAGAUCCGUAGAUCCUGAACCCAGCCUGAAUUCGAGAAUGGUACUCAAAAGCCCAACAACAAUGGUUUCCUCGUUCGUGGUCAAGACAGCUUCUCAGCCAAUUCCAAAGGGUCAAUAUCCGCACUCUGAAGCCGCAAUCCAAGAAGCGCGCAAUGACAACAUCCCGCAUCAUCCCACCGCCUCAUACUCUGCUCCUGUCCUUAUACGGUCUCGUCGACGUCGCCUCAGUGAUACAUCGUCCUACUCUAAACCCACAUCCUCUCCUGAGUUCAGAGGACAUGAGCAGCCGUCGCCGUCGCCGUUGUUGUCGGCAGCCCCACAAACAAAAGACCUGCCUCUUCCAGAUCCCGAAAUCGCUUACGCCCAUACCUACCACUUCACAAACUGUCCCCACACAUCUCCUCCCAUGUCCCGGCCUCUCAACGUUCAGCCCAUUCUAGUGCAAUACCACGAUGACCUCCUCGCGUACCCUCCCUACCACCUACGAGAGUUGCAGGAUGAAUCAAUGGCCCGACCGCCAGACAUCUAUAUCAUCGAAGGCUCCUGCAGCCCCUGUGAUUCGACAUCCCGGAGAGAAGCCGAAUCCGCGAUCCUCGACACCUACGCCCACAAUACAGAUGGACUGUCUGACCAAUUGAGCCGGUUGAAGCUGGAUAUUGAAUCGACAUCCUCGCUCUCCCUCGAAUCAGUUUCUACAUCAACAUCGUCGGGACCCGCCACAAAUGGGACUGGGACAUCGUCUAGUUCUUGUUCUUCGAAAUCGAAGCGAUCUAUCGGCCUUUCUCCCGGACAGAUUCUAGCUAUCGCAGACAUUGAGAAUCAGCUCAACUCGAUGGUAAAGCUGCGUGACCGUCAAGUCACAUCCGUUUGGAAAGGAUUCACGUCGCGCUGGGGUCCCGCGACUUUAGGGAUUCAUCAUGACUCUGACCAGGACAGAGGACGGCGACGGACACGGGACAUGAGUUUGAGCUUGAACACAGAUUCGAACACAGAGGCAACCACAAAGACAACCACAUACACUCCUGAAAACAGCGUGAUCUCACACGAAAAAGCACAAUCCCGACGUCGCAGUGUGGGCAGGGUCCGAACCUCCACAGUAACCUCAACUACAGCCACCUCCUCAAGAGUCACGACCACAGUCACUACCUCAAACAACAGCAGUCAAACAGUGUCCUCGAUGUCGAGCCAGCAGCGAACUGGUCGUGACAGACGCACGAGUACUAGUUCCAGCAAUGGGCCUCGGGAGCGCUACUCGGAUGGGACUCGCCAGGUCAUCCUCUCGUCGUCCGUGGAUGGGGUGAAGAGUGAUGGCAGGAUGGUGGUCGAUUGGAUCAGACCUGAACUGAGUGCGGCAGGUGGAAGAAAACGGGCAUCGAAUAACAGUCACAGUCGGAAUCGGGGACAGAAGGGAAUGUCGAUCGCGAAGGAGACACAAAGUUAA